Chanos chanos (milkfish) is the source of this 2250-nucleotide messenger RNA. RefSeq names its product PHD finger protein 21Aa (gene phf21aa). NCBI's taxonomy places the organism in Eukaryota, Metazoa, Chordata, Actinopteri, Gonorynchiformes, Chanidae. Gene Ontology annotation, cellular component: histone deacetylase complex. Gene Ontology annotation, molecular function: chromatin binding. Gene Ontology annotation, biological process: negative regulation of transcription by RNA polymerase II. Bases 1 to 2250 code for a protein of 749 amino acids. The transcript has 18 exons. The record is from RefSeq and is a predicted model, not a curated record.
AUGGUGUUCAAAACGGCAGACGUUGUGAAGGUUGAGAGUGCUGUGGGGUGGAGUUGUGGACAGAGGGGAUCAAUGAUGGAGCUCCAGAACCUGCAGGAGGCCUUGAAAGUGGAGAUACAGAUCCAUCAGAAACUAGUGGCUCAGAUGAAGCAAGAUCCACAGAACGCUGAUCUGAAGAAACAGCUCCAUGAGCUCCAGGCCAAGAUCACAGCGCUGAGUGAGAAACAGAAAAAGGUGGUGGAGCAGUUGAGGAAGGACUUGCUGGUGAAGCCGGAGUCGUCAGAGAUCCGUCUGCACGCGCAGACGCAGGUCCCCAUGUUACUGGACGGAAAAACCUCUGCACUGACCCCUCUGCAGACACAACCCUCUCUGCUCCCAGCACAGAGUUCGGUAACGGUCACGCCCGUUAUCGCCACUAAGACUCUACCUCUGGUGUUGAAAGCUGCUGCUCCUGCCACCCCCACCUCUCCCGUAGCACCCAGACCCACAAUCACCAUGGUAACCACCAUCAGCAACACUCCGAUGCCCAGUCUCCCUAACUCAGACGCUCAGCAUUCGCCAGUGAACCUCCAGACGACCGGCAAGCUGACCAAUCAGGGCUCAGAAUCCUUUCGGAUAGUCUCCAAAAACGCCGUUGUGGUGCAGGCCACCACUCAGCCAAUCAAAGUUCCUCAGUUUGUCCCUCCCACCAGACUGAUGACUCCGCCCACCUGUCUGCCACAGGUCAGACCCAAACCCCCGACAUGCAGCGCCCCGGUGCCCGUCAUGCCCGCCGCCCUCCCGUCCGUGCUGACCGCUCCGCAGAUUAUCCAGGGCCCCGUGGUGUUGACCACUAAGCUGGCGUCCGCUCCUCUGACCUCAGUCUCCGGGCCUGUCCAGCAGUUACACAUCCUGAACGGACAGCCGUGCGCCACGGUGACGGCCGCCCAGCUCACCGGCAUCGUCAUCUCCACCCCGGCGACCGCAGCAGCCCCCGCCCUGCCUGACGCGCCGCAGACGUUCCAGAUCACCGACCUUACCCCAGACACCACGACUGCUGUGACUCCGGGCGGAGCAGACCCAAAGAUAUCACCCUGCACCCCCUCUGUCCCCUCUCCUGCCCCACCCAGUACCCCACCACCUCCCUCCACCCCUAAACGCGAGGAGAACCCUCUGAAAGUUGCCUUUAUGGAGUCCUUAGGUCUGGUCACUCCUCAUUAUCUGGAGGAGAUCCAGAGCAGACGUCAGGAACGCAAGAGAAGGACAACAGCAAACCCAGUGUACAGUGGAUCAGUGUUUGAGCCUGAGCGUAAGAAGAGCGCAGUGACGUACCUGAACAGUCCUCUAAAUCAAAGCUCCAGGAAAAGAGCCAAUGAGGAGGCCUUGCCAGAGGGAGACAUCCAUGAGGAUUUGUGUUCAGUGUGCAGACGCAGUGGUCAGCUGCUCAUGUGUGACACGUGCUCGCGUGUCUACCACCUGGACUGCCUUCGCCCCCCCCUCAGAACUAUACCCAGGGGCAUGUGGAUCUGCCCCAAAUGCCAAGACCAGAUUCUGAAGAAAGAAGAGGCGAUCACAUGGCCAGGAACACUGGCUAUAGUUCAUUCCUACAUUUCUUACAAAGCAGCUAAAGAGGAGGAGAAACAAAAGCUGGUGAAGUGGAGCUCUGAACUCAGGCAGGAGAGAGACCAUCUGGAACAAAAAGUUAAAGAGUUGAGCGGCUCUAUAACGAAAUGUAUGGAGACUAAGAACACAGUCCUGGCUCAACAGAAGGAGAUGCAGGAUUCUCUGGAGAAGGUGAAAGGCCUUGUUCGUCUGAUCCAGGGCAUCCACCUGCCUCCUCUCCCCUCUCUCUCUGAGACUACAGCGCCCCCUGCAGGCAUGACGAACGGCGACACAGACCUUGCUAGCCAUCACGCCGACCUCACCAGCCUGAACUCCAACGACACAGACACUGUUGGAAAGAACGGCAAGAUAGACGAGGAAGAGGAGGACGAGGAAGACGAAGACAGCAGUACCAGCAACAGCAGUGACCUCACCCACGCCCCUCAGCCUCCUCUGCCCCAGGCACUGCCCCCCCUAGAGGUCACAGAGGCUGCCAUAGCGCCUCCUGGUGGAAACGGCUGGGAAAGGUGGGUCGGCGUGCGGUUUGGAGGAGAGAAAGGGAGAGAACAGGGACGGGAGACGAGGAACGAUCGCUCGCUCCAGAAAGGUGUCCUGUCUCCGGCGUCCGAGAGGCAAAACGAGGCGGAAACCGACCCCUCGUCGGCGUAG